Prunus dulcis (almond) is the source of this 672-nucleotide messenger RNA. RefSeq names its product TMV resistance protein N-like. NCBI's taxonomy places the organism in Eukaryota, Viridiplantae, Streptophyta, Magnoliopsida, Rosales, Rosaceae. Gene Ontology annotation, molecular function: protein binding. Bases 1 to 672 code for a protein of 223 amino acids. The record is from RefSeq and is a predicted model, not a curated record. The transcript is spliced from 3 exons. Gene Ontology annotation, biological process: defense response.
AUGAUAACUAUUGAAUGGGAUGAUAGGAUUUUAAUGCACGACUUGCUAGCAAACCUGGGCAAGGAUAUAGUUCACAAAGAAUCCCCCAAUGAUCCUGGCCAGCGUAGUAGAUUGUGGUUUUACGAGGAUGUCAAACAAGUUCUAACAGAAAGUACAGGAACAAGAAAUAUUAAAGGCAUCAUGGUGAAGCUUCCAGCUAAGAUACCCUUUAAUCCAGAAUGCUUUCGUAAUAUGGUAAAUCUUGAAAUUUUCAUAAAUCGUAAUGCAUCUCUAUGCGAGCACAUUAACUAUCUGCCCAACGCGUUAAGAUUUAUAGAUUGGGGAACAUGUCAGUUACAAUCUUUGCCACCCAAUUUUCAAGGAAAUCGUCUUGUUGUGUUCAAUAUGCCUCACAGUGAUAUCAAACAAUUGGAGAGAUUUAAGCAUUUGCCAAACCUGACAUCCAUGAAUUUAAGUGAUUGUCAAUUCUUAGAAAAAAUUCCUGACUUAUCCGGAAUUCCGAACAUGAAGUACUUGGAUCUAAGUGCGUGUACACGUUUGGUUGAGGUAGAUGAUUCUGUUGGACUCCUUGAUAAACUUGUUGAAUUGGAUCUUGGUGGAUGCUUCAAUCUUAGAAGGUUUGCAACAGCAUUUCGAUUGAAAUCUCUUAAAAAACUUGUUCUUACGUAUUGA